AUGGAUGCAUUCAAUCUGUCGCCCGAGAGCACUGCUUUUUCUGCAUCUGGUGAAGAUGCUAUCACGCGAAAGAUCGACGUCGCCGUGGACCGUACUCGGGAUGAUCUACCCGUCGAAGAUUUCAAAGGUUACUAUGACAUCCAGCGCACAGUGGAACAAAUCAACCAAGGAAACUACAAACGGAUAGCUCUCCAAUUCCCUGACGAGCUGCUGCACGACUCUGUCCCCAUAUAUCGGCUUCUAAAAUCGCGGAUUGGAGACGGAAAAGAACUCUACGUGUUAGCAGAUACGUCUUAUGGCAGUUGCUGUGUAGACGAAGUUGCUGCACAACAUGUCGAUGCUGAUGCAGUAGUACAUUAUGGUCAUGCUUGCAUGAGCCAAACGUCUCGUCUGCCUGUCAUAUAUGUUUUUGGGAAGAAGGAAGUUGACCCGUCGGACUGCGCUGCUAAACUAUUGGAAUCCGUAAAAGCUUCUUCGUCAAAUCCUCUUGAAGGACGCAUCUUUAGGCUCAAGUGCGACGUCACAUAUGCACACAGAGCGGAUUCUAUCGUCGAUGAGCUCAGAAGGACACUGCCAUCAUCAACACGACUGUUGCACAGUCCUGUACCGCUCUGUUCUGUUCCUGCGGUCACGGGUGGCGAUGCGAAUGAGCCAGAGAGUCACCGACAUGAAGCAGACGAUCAAGUCCAACAUUAUGACUCGCCUGUGGAAGAAUCCAUUAUCCUGUAUAUCGGUGGAGAGAGCUUGACGUUAACCAACGUGCUUAUGACACAUGCAGAGGUACACUCGUAUGACCCAAGGACUAGAAUUGCACGCCUAGAAUCUUCACGAACAAAUAAACUUCUGAUGAGGAGAUACGCCCUCGUUCAAAAAGCCAGAGACGCCGACGUCUUCGGCAUUCUCGUCGGAACUCUGGGUGUUGCGUCGUAUCUACCUGUCAUUUCAUACUUGCGCACUAUCCUCUCGCGUGCACAGAAGAAGAGCUACACCAUCAGUGUUGGCAAGCUGAAUCCUGCAAAGCUAGCCAAUUUCUUAGAGAUCGAAUGUUUCGUUCUUGUUGCAUGCCCGGAAAACAGCGUGAUAGAUGCAAAGGAAUUUCUGCGGCCAAUAAUUACUCCAUUUGAAUUGGAAGUUGCUCUUCAGACCAGGACGAAUUGGACGGGGAGAUAUGUGCUCGACUUCGAUAGACUGCUAGCAGUGCAACAAAGCUAUCCUGAAGCGUCAGAACAAUCUGCGGAGACAGAGGAAGAAGAUCCCGACCAACCGAUCUUCUCGCCAGUGACAGGAACAUAUCGUCAUGCGAAGCGGUAUGGAGCAGCUGGAAGAACAACCGAUGUCGAAGAUGGCGCAGGAGUCGACUCUGCAGUCGUGUUGCGCAACCAGGGGAAUACAGUAGCGACACUCACGGAUAGCGCAGCGGCCCAGUAUUUGCAGAACAGGACAUUCAGAGGGUUGGAAGUGAAUAAUGGACAGGAUGCGCCGAGCGUAUUAGAGCAGGGACGCAGUGGUAUCGCAAAGGGGUAUCAAGACGAUCACAAAUAG
Molecule: messenger RNA, 1542 nt
Organism: Sparassis crispa
Lineage: Eukaryota; Fungi; Basidiomycota; Agaricomycetes; Polyporales; Sparassidaceae
Product: 2-(3-amino-3-carboxypropyl)histidine synthase subunit 2
Exons: 11
Coding region: 1-1542 (513 amino acids)
Biological process (GO): protein histidyl modification to diphthamide
Molecular function (GO): 2-(3-amino-3-carboxypropyl)histidine synthase activity
Source: RefSeq, a predicted model, not a curated record